Molecule: messenger RNA, 678 nt
Organism: Camelina sativa (false flax)
Lineage: Eukaryota; Viridiplantae; Streptophyta; Magnoliopsida; Brassicales; Brassicaceae
Source: RefSeq, a predicted model, not a curated record
AUGAUAGAAUGUUGUAAUAUGCAAGAUUUGAAGUUUAAAGGGAAUCCUUUCAGUUGGGUUGGUAAGCGACAGAAGGAAACAAUACAGUCAUGUUUGGACAGAGUCAACUCAGAUUGGAGAGCAUCGUAUCCAGCCUCAGAAACAGAGUUUCUCCCGAUUGCAGGCUCCGAUCAUGCACCUGUAAUUAUCGACAUAGAGGAAGAUGUUUAUGUCAAAAGAGGACAGUUCAGAUAUGAUAAGAGACAUGUCGAUUCAGAGGAGUUUGUUCAGGCUGUUAAAAGAGGAUGGUCUACUGGUCGAAUGGAUACUAAUAAUAGUAUUCAUGACAAACUUCAUCGUUGCAGAAGAGAACUUGCGAACUGGAAAAGAAGAUCAAAGACAAAUUCAGCAGAAAAAAUUCAGACUAUAAAGCAUCAGUUAGAUACGGCAGUGAGAAGCAAUACAACGCCUCAGUCAGUGAUCACAAGCCUAAGAUACGAGCUCAACAAAGCUUAUGGUGCAGAGGGACAAUACUGGAAACUAAAGAGUAGAAACCAGUGGAUGAACUUGGGGGAUCGGAACACUAAAUUUUUCCAUGCCACAACGAAGAUGAGGAAAACUCGCAACCGUCUAAAGUCUAUGUUAGAUGAGCAAGGUAUAGAACACUUCCGGAAUGAUGCAAUCGGUCAGGUGGCAUAA